Amborella trichopoda is the source of this 1563-nucleotide messenger RNA. Its product is annotated as RNA demethylase ALKBH9B. Gene Ontology annotation, molecular function: demethylase activity; mRNA binding. Lineage: Eukaryota; Viridiplantae; Streptophyta; Magnoliopsida; Amborellales; Amborellaceae. The record is from RefSeq and is a predicted model, not a curated record. Gene Ontology annotation, biological process: mRNA catabolic process.
AAAAGAUAGAACUCCCAAAUUACUCAAGGUUACGACGUUCUUUUCCAUUUCUAGGGCACUCGCUCUCUUUCUGACCCAGAGAACUCUCCCUCUCUAUAUCUUUUCUACUUGUAGGGCUCUCUCUCUCUUGCUGAACCAGAGAAGUCUCUCCCUCUCGCUAGAAUGGCUGUGCUCUCGGAUGAUAGCGGUAAACGCUUAGUGCCUGAAGACUCGGGCCAAUUUUUGUCCAAGUAUAUUCCCUUUCUCACUAAGGGGCUUUGUAGUGACUGCACUGAGAUUUUGUGUGGCCGUAUUCGGCAGUUGGCUCUUGGGAAUAUGGAUAUGGAUUCAUUAUCAAAUGGACAUUGUGAGGAUCACAAGGAGUCUACAACAGAUUCAAGUUUGACUUCAUUGGAUAGAAACUCCAAUAGCCACUCAAAUGGAAACUAUAAAAACUCACAUAAAGGCUCAAGCAAGGUGUCUAGUUCCAAGAAUGAGGAACUUGAUGAAAUGCUCAUAUCUGAAGUUCAGAAUAAGAGGACUUCAUUGUCGAGAGAUGACAGAGAGAGGAUUCGUCUUUUGCAAGUGGGGAGGAAAAAGGAUUUUGUAUGCGUAGAAAGGGUCAAUGGGAAAAUGGUUAACAUUCUCCAAGGACUUGAGCUGCACACUCGUGUUUUCAGUGCUGCUGAACAGAAUAGAAUUGUCGAUUAUGUUCACAGCCUUCAAGAGAUGGGGAGGAAAAAUCAACUUAGAGAACGAACAUAUUCAGAACCACGAAAAUGGAUGCGCGGUAAGGGACGUGUGACCAUUCAAUUUGGUUGCUGUUACAACUAUGCUGUGGAUAAGAAUGGGAACCCACCAGGCAUUAUUCGUGAUGAGGAAGUAGACCCUAUUCCUCCCCUCUUCAAAACAAUGAUCAAGAGAAUGGUCAGAUGGCAUAUCCUUCCUACAACUUGUGUUCCCAACAGCUGUAUUGUGAACAUCUACGAUGAAGGAGACUGCAUACCACCCCAUAUUGAUCACCAUGACUUUGUCCGCCCUUUUUGCACAGUGUCAUUCCUCAGUGAAUGCAACAUACUUUUCGGUUCCAACCUGAGAAUCUUGGGACCUGGAAAAUUUGCCGGUUCAUUUUCAAUCCCUUUGCCUGUCGGGUCAGUGCUGAUCAUGAAUGGCAAUGGUGCCGAUGUGGCAAAACAUUCGGUGCCAGGUGUUCCAGCAAAGAGGAUUUCCAUCACCUUCAGGAAGAUGGAUACCAGGAAGCACCCGUAUAAGUUUUUACCUGAUCCAGAGCUUGAGGGCAUCAGCCCUUAUGAUCCAAAUGAGUCGCUGCCUCAAGCUCCACCAUCUCGUCCUAGUGAGCUGCAAUUCAAUCACUCUGCAGAAGGAGAGGGAGAGACAGAUGGAAACAACUUUUGCUACGAAAAUUCCCAAUUCCCACCACUUGGAGGCUCAAACUCGGCUGUAAGGCCAAGAAACAGAAGAUAGGGGUGACCAAAUCUAACAUUAUGAGCUGGUCUUUGUAGUUGGUUUAUUCCACAUUGUAACGUUUAUUCAAUUUCAGGAAAUUCAACUCUUUAUGUGCCA